GUUUCCGUGUAUCUUGUAAACAAGUGGAGAGCCACGUGACAGAUUGAAAGCAGGUUAGCUUCACACAGUCGAGCAUUUUCUAUUAAAACUAAUUAAUUUGUCAACACUAAUCUUUUUGUCGCUGAAUCGAUUUCUGAUGCACGUUAAUAUUAGAAACAGAUUAAGAUAAAAUAAAUAUCGCAACCAUCUUUUUUCUGAUAUCAUGACUCCUGGGGCGAAAGUCUUGCAGUAUGAGACGUUUAUCAAUGAAGUAUUGAAAAUAGACUUACAGAAAGUAUUGGAGCAAAGAGAUGCCAUGUAUGAGAAAAUAGCACAAUACCUUCAGCUACAGAACACAAUUAAAAGUAUUCAGGAAACUGACAGCAAGGAACUCAAAACUGAGGUUGACCUUGGCUGCAAUUUCUAUGUGCAGGCUCACGUACCUGAUGCAUCAAAAAUAUAUGUGGCAGUUGGGUAUGGAUUCUUUGUCGAAUUCACACAUGCAGAGGCUUUAAAGUUCAUAGAAAAGAAGACUAAUCAGCUAACAGAGUAUACUGAGGUCCUUACCAAAGAUGCAGCAAAGAUAAAGGCCAACAUUCGCAUGGUUUUGGAGGGUUUAAGGGAAUUGCAAGGUCUGAAAGAUCUUCCAGAGGACAGAAGGAGAGAGGUGUUUUAGUACAGUACACCAAACACAGCACAUUGUAAUACAUUUGCACAUAUGACUGUAAAUGUUUGUUUCAAAAAGUGUGAACUUUAUGGCAGCCAGGCUCAGAUGAACAUUGCCUUUUAACAGGUUAUACUGUUGUUUUGAAAAGUUUGCUGAAUAAAUACAU
Molecule: messenger RNA, 812 nt
Organism: Carassius auratus (goldfish)
Lineage: Eukaryota; Metazoa; Chordata; Actinopteri; Cypriniformes; Cyprinidae
Product: protein UXT
Exons: 6
Coding region: 203-655 (150 amino acids)
Biological process (GO): negative regulation of transcription by RNA polymerase II; positive regulation of transcription by RNA polymerase II
Cellular component (GO): mediator complex
Molecular function (GO): transcription corepressor activity
Source: RefSeq, a predicted model, not a curated record